Agelaius phoeniceus (red-winged blackbird) is the source of this 1469-nucleotide messenger RNA. RefSeq names its product ALG1 chitobiosyldiphosphodolichol beta-mannosyltransferase (gene ALG1). The record is from RefSeq and is a predicted model, not a curated record. Gene Ontology annotation, molecular function: mannosyltransferase activity. Gene Ontology annotation, cellular component: endoplasmic reticulum. Lineage: Eukaryota; Metazoa; Chordata; Aves; Passeriformes; Icteridae.
AUGGCGGCAGCGGGGCCGUGGCCGGCCCUGUGGGCCGUGGUGGCGGCUCUGCUGUUCCUGCUGCUCUGGCGGCGGCAGCGGGCGGGCGGCGGGGGCCGGGUGUGCGUGGCCGUGCUGGGGGACGUGGGCCGCAGCCCGCGGAUGCAGUACCACGCCUUGGCGCUGGCCCGGCACGGGCGCGAGGUCGCUCUGCUGGGGUACCUCCAGAGCCGGCCGCACCGGGACGUGCUGCGCUCCGAGAACAUCCGGCUGGUGCCCGUGGCGGAGCUGAGCGGGCUGCGAGUGGGGCCAAAGCUUUUGCAGUAUGUCCUGAAGGUGCUCGUGCAGUCAGUGCAGUUACUGUACACAUUGCUGAGGAUGGAUCAGCCAUCCUAUAUUCUCCUCCAGAAUCCCCCAGGCUUACCCAGUAUAGCUGUUGCCUGGGUGGCAGGGCUGUGGUGGGGGAGCAAACUCAUCAUAGAUUGGCACAACUAUGGGUACAGCAUCAUGAGCCUGAGUCACGGGAGGAGCCACCCACUGGUCCUGGUUGCAAAAUGGUAUGAAAAGCUUUUUGGGCGCUUGUCUGACUAUAACCUGUGUGUCACUGAUGCCAUGAAGAAAGAUCUCUGGGUGAAUUUCAAGAUAAAGGCUGUAACAUUGUAUGACAGACCAGCCUCUUAUUUUAAGGAAACACCAUUGGACCUCCAACACAACUUGUUCAUGAAACUUGCCAAGGACUACGAGCCCUUCAGACCACGAGCUGCGAGUCCCGCUGCUGACAGAUCGGCCUUCACCCAGAGGGAUGGCAGCGCUGGCAGCGUGCGCAAGGCCGGGGGCCGGCCUGCCCUUCUCGUCAGCAGCACCAGCUGGACAGAGGAUGAAGACUUCUCAGUCCUUUUAAGAGCUUUAGAAGAUUAUGAGAGGUUUAUUGAGGAGGGAGCUGAGCUUCCAGCUUUGGUGUGUGUGAUAACAGGUAAAGGACCUCUGAAAGAUUAUUACAAUGGGCUGAUCCAAAAGCUGCACUUGAAGCAUAUCCAGAUCUGUACUCCAUGGCUGGAGGCUGAGGAUUACCCUCUUCUGCUUGGCUCAGCAGACCUGGGGGUGUGUCUCCAUAAAUCCUCCAGUGGUUUGGAUUUGCCCAUGAAGGUGGUGGAUAUGUUUGGCUGCUGUUUACCUGUGUGUGCAAUACAUUUUGAAUGUUUACAUGAGCUGGUGAAGCACAAUGAGAAUGGGCUGAUAUUCAGGGACUCACAGGAACUUGCAAAGCAGCUGAAGAUGCUUUUCUUGGAUUUCCCCAGCCUGGAAGGAAAACUUGCCAGCUUCCGAGAGAACCUGCGCGAGUCGCGGCAGCUGCGCUGGGACCAGAGCUGGGACCAGACUGUCCUUCCCUUGCUGGGCAGCAGGGAGUGACUGGGGCAGGGGGUGUCAGACACAUUCCUGCAGCUGCAGGGGUCUGGGAAACAGUGAAUAAAGAUUUUGUAUUGUCUGCA